UUUCUUUAUUGGGAUGUAGACUACAUCCUGGGGCAGUUGAUCCUUCGAUCCCUUGUUUGUCUUCGAUCCCUAAGGAUGGUAGAAUCAGGGUUCUCGAAGAAGAAUCAAUACACCAGGCAGAGGGUUUGUAUCAGAUGUGCCCUCGCCCAAUGACCCCUGCACAUCCGCCUCGAUCUGAUAUGACUGGGACUCAUGGUUCGAUCCAAGUGUUACCUGUCGCUCCAGUGAUUACCUCAUCAUCCGAUCCGAUCCGAUCCGAAGCAGGAUAG
This is a messenger RNA of Dentiscutata heterogama, 269 nucleotides long. NCBI's taxonomy places the organism in Eukaryota, Fungi, Glomeromycota, Glomeromycetes, Diversisporales, Gigasporaceae. The record is from the annotation of a GenBank genome assembly.